Messenger RNA from Ornithorhynchus anatinus (platypus), 364 nucleotides. Its product is annotated as phospholipase A2-like. NCBI's taxonomy places the organism in Eukaryota, Metazoa, Chordata, Mammalia, Monotremata, Ornithorhynchidae. The record is from RefSeq and is a predicted model, not a curated record. Gene Ontology annotation, molecular function: calcium ion binding; phospholipid binding. The coding region runs from base 16 to 351 and encodes 111 amino acids. The transcript is spliced from 3 exons. Gene Ontology annotation, biological process: lipid catabolic process; phospholipid metabolic process; arachidonate secretion.
UGAUCGGACCUAGGUAUGCCGGGAGGAGGGAAUGGAUGCAGCAAGAAAGACUGGAAGGUGCAGUUAUCACUCAACUGUAGAAAAAAUGGUGAUGGGAAGUCCCGACCCCAGAGGAGCCUAAUUGAAUUGGUUGAAGCUGUUCAGUGCAGCACCAAGGUGUCAGUUUUGGAGUACACUGACUAUGGGUGCUACUGUGGCUUAGGUGGAAGUGGCUGGCCUCAGGACAAAACUGACUGGUGCUGUCAUCAUCACGACUGCUGUUACGGAAAAGCUGAGGUCGCUGGCUGCAGCCCCAAAUUGGAUCCAUACAACUUUGUGUGCAAAGACAAGCAGGUGGAAUGUGGUAAGUAGAGUAUCGGUCAGU